This is a messenger RNA of Conger conger (European conger), 1971 nucleotides long. RefSeq names its product cytochrome c oxidase assembly protein COX18, mitochondrial. Bases 184 to 1254 code for a protein of 356 amino acids. Gene Ontology annotation, molecular function: membrane insertase activity. The record is from RefSeq and is a predicted model, not a curated record. Lineage: Eukaryota; Metazoa; Chordata; Actinopteri; Anguilliformes; Congridae. Gene Ontology annotation, cellular component: mitochondrial inner membrane. Gene Ontology annotation, biological process: protein insertion into mitochondrial inner membrane from matrix; mitochondrial respiratory chain complex IV assembly. The transcript has 7 exons.
CUCAAGGAAUUCGUUUGGAGAAAUGUGUGCAUGCAAUUGUUCAUGUUCUGCAGUUUACGUUGUUAGUUAUUAUGUUAAUGCGUUCUCGAUACGUGGGUUAGAAUUUGCUGACCAACUGAAAAACAAACAAUAAAAUAAUCGGAAACGUUAAGCUUUUGCAUUCCGUCCGCAGGUAUUUGCAGGAUGCUGCGGCAGUCAGUAACUAGGCACCUGGCGACAGCGUGUCGGCAUACCUGCCAAGGGGGCCGACCGAUCCUGAAGCCGCGGGUCUUGAGCAUCGCCCACGCUCCUUUCUCCAGUGAACGCAACACUCUGCUAAAACCCGUGUCACCGGCGACCCACAGCCACUUUCCCCGUACGUCGCGUCUCGGGAGCCUCGCGCUGCCGCCGCGGAGGGCGCUAAGCUCAGACAGACCUGGGUGGUAUGAAAGCAUGGCGGACUCCGCGCCGGUACAUCUGACCGAGGAGUUCCUAGUGACCAUGCAGCAGAGCACGGGGCUGCCGUGGUGGGCCAGCAUCGUCUGCACCACCUUGGCGCUGCGGACCGUCAUCACUCUCCCACUGGGGGCCUACCAGAUGGUCAUAAUUGGAAAGGUCGAGGCUCUGCAGAUGGAGAUUGCACAGUUGGCCAAACGCCUGCGCUAUGAGGUCUCUGUGCGGGCCAAGGAGCAGGGCUGGUCAGAAAAAGUCUGCCGGCACCAGUUCAAAAAGAACCUGAGGCGGAUCAUUUCGGAGCUGUAUGUGCGGGAUAACUGCCACCCCUUCAAGGCCAGCCUGCUGGUGUGGGUGCAGCUGCCCAUGUGGGUGUGUCUCUCCCUGGCUCUGCGAAAUCUCAGCCUAGGCCUGGCAGACUCCGCACGGGCUCUACAGGUGGAGCUGGCAGUUGGUGGCGCUCUAUGGUUCCCUGACCUCACUUUGCCAGACAGCACCUGGAUUCUGCCUGUGUGCCUGGGGCUGGCGAACCUGCUCAUCGUGGAGAUAUUUGCUCUGCGGCGACUAGAAGCCUCGAAGUUUCAGAAGUACGUGACAAACUUCAUUCGUGGAAUUUCCCUGGUGAUGAUACCUUUAGCUGCAACUGUUCCUUCAUCCAUGGCACUGUACUGGCUGAGCUCCAGCUGUGUGGGGCUGGGCCACAACCUGCUGCUACGCUCCCCGCGAUUCCGCCGGCUCUGCCGAAUCCCGGCAACCCGGGCCGACUCUGACACGCCCUACCGCGACAUCGCCACCGCCUUCACCGCCAAGUACCUGAAGUAGAGCCAGGGGGACGGGCUUGGGAUGCUACGCCAAGCGGGGUUGCGGGUUUGAACCCAACACUUUUGCUGUGUCCUUGAGUAGAGGGCCUAAGAUGCAGUUCCACCUCCCAGCCAGCAGGGGUCCCCAGCACUCCUACAAACCCACAGAGAAACAGUCAUCAGACAUCAGUUAUUGCACUACUUGAUUCUUCAUGAGAUGUGAAUGGUGUACAGCCACCACCUGUUAGCCACUUUUGGUCAAUGGUCACACUGUCCAAAAACUUGCCAGCCCAGGGGCCAGGCAGCACCCUCCUGACACAUUGAAGACUCGGCCAAUGGGACAUCAAGGGAGCUGGGACAUAAUUGCAGGUCUAAUGUGGACCUCUCUGCCCACCUGCCUUUUCUCUUCUCGGAGUAGACCAGCGUUAUUUAUUUAUGAAGCCCCCACAGUUUGUGUUUUAUCGCUGUUGUAUAAAAGUGGCUGCUAACUUAUGCUGGUAUUUCCCUUCAUCAUUUUAAUUGUUUGCUAUUGUCCACUCAGGCAACUAUUUAAAAAGAUAGGAAAAAAUGCCUUCCUGCAAGAAUGUUAGCUUAUCCUUAUUUUAUAAGAAUCCUUUCAUUUGCAUCUCAAUUUAAGAAGAUAAGGUAUAAGCCUAAUGUUUGUGUGUGUGUGUGUGUGUGUAUACAAACUGCAAAAAAUAACCCUGUCCAUAUUAACGACAUUAAAAAAGCAACUAUU